Molecule: messenger RNA, 2580 nt
Organism: Bursaphelenchus xylophilus (pine wood nematode)
Lineage: Eukaryota; Metazoa; Nematoda; Chromadorea; Rhabditida; Aphelenchoididae
Source: the annotation of a GenBank genome assembly
AUGAAGUAAGUUUAUGUUUCUUUUGGUUUUUUGCUGUUUAGAUCCGGAUUUUGGCGGCAUGCAUGUGAUCGCAUGCACCGUGCAAGUGCAACAUCGCAGCGGCGCAAACUUUUCUCGACGGAACCGGCGCGAAUUUUGGGCGUACGAAAUGAAAUUGCACAGUGCGAAAUUUUUCGAAAAGGAUCAAAAAAUUUCGACGAAAUUGCAUUGCGCGGCGCGAAAAAAUAGGUUGAAAAGAGUCUACGCCCUUUCUGGAACUGCUAGUACUACACGCGCUCAAAAGUAAGCAUGGCUGCAAACCGGGCCAGCCCGGGCCCGAGGUUUGCAAAAUUGGAAAGCCCGGUCCGGUUCGGCCAGGAAAAUUUUUAUACUUGGUUGGAAGGAAAAAAAGCGGUUAAUGAAAUGAAAAUUAUGGCAAAUUUUUGCAAAAUGUAAAAAGAAUUUAGCAAAACCUAAGCAUAGUGCAAUUGCCGCUGGAUUAUUUAUAUAAAUUACUAAUUCGCCAUAAAUUUUUUUACCAUCUGAUUACAAAAAAUCAUAAACUUCUGUGUAUAGUCACCAAAAUUUUAGCAAAAAUAUUUUUAUCACAGAUCUUUUAUUGGAUCUGAAAAAAGCUACGCUGCUAUUGCGUAUUUUUGAAAAAUUUUCCGGUUUCUUUUUUUGCCAUUAACUAUGAGGUCGCACUUUAGAAUUUCUGACAAGGAAAGUACUUCUAUGGGGCGGAGUUACCGGUCGAGACAUACAUCAAAAAAAUCGCAAAUUUUUCUGAUUCAGAACAUGCAAAAAUUAGCUGCCUAAUUUUGAUUUGUAAGGGUGAAAAAAAUCCUCAGAACUUUUCUCGCAACACCACGCAAGUUUUUACCAAAUCAAAUGCUUGUUUUUGAGCUAGAGUAAAUCCUGGUAUCGUCACAAGCCUUAAAAUAUCAAAUUUUAUCUCAACUAACUUUUUUUUACGCGUUAAUUAGUAGUUGCAAUAAAAUUCAAAUUUUAUACGCGUUAAUUAGUAGUUGCAAUAUUAAAAGGUGGCAUUUUCGUGGUGUUGCGAGAAAAGUUGAUUUUUUCACCCUUACAAACCAAAAUUAGGCACCUAACUCCUACAUAUUCUAAAUCAGAAAAAUUUUGCUAUUUUUUUGAUAUAUGACUCCACCUGUAACUCCAUGCCCCAUAGAAGUACUUUCCUCGUGAAAUUUUUUUCAAAUUGACUUGAAAAUUAUUUUUUUAUUUGGGCGAGUGGUAAAUUAUGUCAAAAAAGCUUAUUUUUGACCUUUUUCCGGGCAAAACUCAGAUUUCAAAAAAAAAAACCCCCGGGCCGGGCCUAAAAAUCGAAGCCCGGCGUCGGGCCGAGAAAUAAGUCGGCCCGGCCCGGAGCCAUGCCUACACAAAAGUCCUGACAAUUUGCGCACCGUUCACCCUUCUUUCAUUUUCAUCAGCAUUUGUUGCCGCAAUUUCCCGUUUUUGCACUAGUGACCUGCAUUUUUGCGCGCGACAACCUCGAAUUUGCGGGCGCGACGUCCAAAACCCGAACUUUCCCACGGUGCGAAAAUUGUCAGGGCUUUUGAGCGCGCGUAGUGUUUUACUGUAGCCCUUUUCGAAAAUGGAGAAAUCUGUUUUUCGACCUUCCCUAUUUUUCCUUGUCUCUUUGGCGGACAUUUUUAUACGUUCCUUUUUCAGACUCUUGCGCCAACGUGAGCGCGUUUGCUCCCAUUGGAUCAAUCCCUUCCCUAAUGGACAGAUCUAUGCUUUCAAGCGCCAAGUGGACAAAGAUUGAAAGGAAAAAGAAAAAAAAGCCAAGAAAAGGCAAAAAAAAGAAUAAAAGUAAAAAAAAUAAAAAUAAAAAAAAAUUAAUAUAAAAAAAAGAAAAAGGGCAAAAAAAAGAAAAAAGCAAAAAAAAAGAAAAAAAAGCCCAAAAAAAAGGAAAAAAGGCAAAAAAAGAAUAAAAAGAAUAAGAAAAAAAAAUUAAAAUAAAAAAAAAAAGAAAAAAACGUAAAUUAAUUAAAGCCUAAAAAAUAAGAAGGCAAAAAAAAUACAAGAAUUUUGUAUGGUCUCCGUCGCCGCUAAUCAUCCCAAAAAAUUAGCUCCAACUUAUAUCACAAUGGAUUCUUAGUGGGACCUGAUCAUGUAAGUUAUUUUUUCGGCUUGUAUUUUACCUUGCUUUAGUUUAAAAUUAUGUAAUUUGGAUUUUAUUUUCAGUAUUUUUGGAAAUCUUUGAGUCCCGAGACGGAACCUACGAAUUUUUCCCUUUCCGACCAAGCAGCCAGAAGAACUCGAGACUUCGGAUCAACAUGGAUUCAAGAAAGAGCAUGGUCAAUACGAAGCAGUGAAUGUAAAAUGUAAGUUUUGGUUAGAUUAUGGAAUGUAGAGGACCUUCGACAUGUUUUUAUAAUACAGGGUGUCCAGAGAAAUUCCGCGGAAAGUUUUUGUCGAUUUCUGGGCGCUAAAUCAAGAUAUCCAAACAAUUCUUUUUGCAUCGUAAAGAUGAAGAAUUUCUUCAAACACCCUGUGUUAGCAUUCGUGUUUUGACGUUUUCUUUAUUUAUUUUUAUUUUUCAGACGUUUUCGAUACCAACACCCAUUAUUUUGA